This is a messenger RNA of Diceros bicornis minor, 4840 nucleotides long. It is a transcript of the gene A2ML1, whose product is annotated as alpha-2-macroglobulin like 1. Gene Ontology annotation, cellular component: extracellular region. Gene Ontology annotation, molecular function: endopeptidase inhibitor activity. The record is from RefSeq and is a predicted model, not a curated record. The transcript has 36 exons. Bases 32 to 4405 code for a protein of 1457 amino acids. Lineage: Eukaryota; Metazoa; Chordata; Mammalia; Perissodactyla; Rhinocerotidae.
UGUUCCUGAGGAGUCUGUCCCACCCACAGAGAUGUGGGCUCAACUCCUUCUAGGAAUAUUGGCCCUAUCGCCAGCCAUUGCAGAAAAACUCCUCCCAAACUACCUGGUGACAUUACCUGCCAUGCUUAACUUUCCCUCUACUCAGAAGGUUUGUUUGGAUCUGAGCCCUGGGUACUAUAACGUAAAAUUCACUAUUACUCUGGAGACCAAGGACAGGACCCAGAAGCUGCUAGAACACUCUGGAUUGAAGAAGAGGCACUUACAUUGCAUGUCCUUUUUGGUACCCCCUCCUGCUGGUGGCACAGAAGAAGUAGCCACAAUCCGGGUGUCGGGAACUGGAAAAAACAUCAGGUUUGAGGAGAAGAAAAAAGUUCUAAUUCAGAGGCAGUGGAAUGGCAUUUUUAUACAAACUGACAAACCUAUCUACAACCCAGGGCAGCGAGUGCAUUUCCGCAUUGUCACCCUGAACAGCAACUUUAUUCCAGUGAAUGACAAGUACUCCGUGGUGGAACUGCAGGAUCCAAAUAGCAACAGGAUUGCACAGUGGCUGGAAGUGGUGCCCGAGCAAGGCAUUGUAGACCUAUCCUUCCAACUGGCACCAGAGGCAACGCGGGGCACCUAUACAGUGGCAGUGGCUGAGGGCAAGACCUUUGGCACCUUCAGUGUGGAAGAAUAUGUGCUGCCGAAGUUUAAGUUGGAGGUGGUGGAACCCAAGCAGUUGUCAACGGUGGAUAAAUCUUUCUUAGUAAAAAUAUGUUGUAGGUACACCUAUGGAAAGCCCAUGCUAGGGGCAGUGCAGGUAUCAGUGUGUCAAAAGGCACAUACUUACUGGUUUCGAGAGGAAGAAGGGGAACAUCUAUCUGACAGAUGCAGGAACCUCUCUGGACAGACUGACAAAGCGGGAUGCUUCUCAGCUUCUGUGGACAUGUCCAUCUUCAACCUCACUAGUUAUAGAUACAGCCACAGCAUCAAUAUUGUGGCUACUGUGGUGGAGGAAGGGACAGGAGUGGAGGCCAAUACCACUCAGGAGAUCUACAUUUCUUCACAAAUGGGAUCAAUGACCUUUGAAGACACCAGUGAUUUUUAUUACCCCAAUUUCCCCUUCAGUGGGAAGAUAAGAGUCAGGGGUCAUGAUGGCUCCCUUCUCAAGAAUUAUUCAGUGUUUCUGGUGAUUCAUGGCAUUAAUGGAACAGUCAACCAGACCCUAAUUACCGACAGUGAUGGCCUCGCUCCCUUCAAGCUGGAUACCGUCAACUGGAAUGGGACAGACAUUUCUCUGGAGGGCAGGUUCCAAAUGGAAUCUUUGGAAUAUAAUCCAGGACGGGUGCAUCAUUACUACCACAAUGCCUACCUUCACGUGCAACCCUUCUACAACACAACUCUCAGCUUCCUUGGCAUCCGUCGGCUAAGUGGCAUCUUGGAAUGUGGCCAGCCCCAGGAAGUGCUGGUGGAUUAUUACAUUGAUCCAGCUGAUGCGAACCCUGACCAGGAAAUCACCUUCUCCUACUAUUUAACAGGGAAAGGAAGUUUGGAGAUGGAGGGCCAGAAACACUUGAACUCUAAGAAAAAAGGGCUGAAAGGCUCCUUCUCUCUUUCACUGACCUUCAAUUCCAGACUAGCUCCUGAUCCUUCCCUGGUGAUCUAUGCCAUUUUUCCCAGUGGAGGUGUUAUAGCUGACAAAAUUCAGUUCUCAGUAGAGCUGUGCUUCGACAAUCAGGUUUCCCUUGGCUUCUCACCUUCCCAGCAGCUUCCAGGAGCAGAUGUGGAGCUACAGCUUCAGGCAGCUCCUCGGUCCCUGUGUGCAGUCCGGGCCGUAGACGAGAGUGUCCUACUACUCAGACCAGAGAAAGAGCUGAGCAACAGCUCUGUCUAUGGGAUAUUCCCAUUUUGGCACGGUUACUACCCUCAUCAGGUGGCUGAAUAUGAUGAGUGUCCAGUGUCUGGCCCGUGGGACCUCCCUCAGCCCCUCGUUGGCCCGAUGCCUGUGGGGCGUUGGAGCGAGCGUUCCAUUAUCUGGAGGCCUUGGUUCACUGGAGGCAUGGACCUUUUCAGGGUUUUCCAGGAUAUGGGCCUGAAAAUACUGUCCAAUGCCAAAAUCAAGAAGCCAGUAGAUUGCAGAUACACGUCUCCAGGAUAUAGCACUGUAGCGGGAGGAGGAAGGGAUCAUAUUCGUCCAAUGGCCUUUGAGUCAUCCUCUUCAUCACUUCCGUCAGAGGAUUCUCAGGUCCGCCAGUACUUCCCGGAGACUUGGCUCUGGGAUCUGUUUCCUAUUGGUAACUCAGGGAAGGAGGCUGUCCAUGUCACGGUUCCUGAUACCAUCACUGAGUGGAAAGCCAUGACUUUUUGCACCUCCCAGUCCAGCGGCUUUGGUCUUUCACCCACUGUUGGACUGACUGCUUUCAAGCCAUUCUUUGUUGAUCUGACUCUCCCUUAUUCAGUAGUUCGUGGAGAAUCCUUUCGUCUUACUGCCACCAUCUUCAAUUAUCUAAAGAAUUGCAUCAGGGUUCAGACUCACCUGGCUAAAUCAGAUGAGUACCGGGUAGAAUCAUGGACAGAUUCUCAGGCCUCCAGCUGUCUCUGUGCUGAUGAAGCAAAAACUUAUCACUGGAAUAUCACAGCUAUCAAAUUGGGUCAUGUAAACUUUACUAUUAGCACUAAGAUUCUGGACAGCAGUGAACUCUGUGGGGGCCAGAAGGGGUUUGUUCCAGAAAAGGGCCGGAGCGACACACUCAUCAAACCAGUUCUGGUCAAGCCUGAAGGAGUCCUUGUGGAGAAGACACACAGCUCAUUGCUGUGCCCAAAAGGAAAAGUGGCCUCAGAAUCCAUCACCCUGGAGCUCCCUGUGGAUGUUGUUCCUGAUUCAUCCAAGGCUUAUGUUACUAUUCUGGGAGACAUCAUGGGCACAGCCCUGCAGAACCUAGACAAUUUGGUGCAGAUGCCAAGUGGCUGUGGGGAGCAGAACAUGGUCUUGUUUGCUCCCAUCAUCUAUGUCUUGCAGUACCUGGAGAAGUCAGGGCUGCUGACUGAGGAAAUCAGGUCUCGGGCAGUGGGUUUCCUGCAGAUAGGGUACCAGAAGGAGCUAAUGUACAAACACAGCAAUGGCUCAUACAGUGCCUUUGGAGAGACGGAUGGAAAUGGAAACACAUGGCUGACAGCCUUUGUCACCAAAUGCUUUGGCCAAGCUCGGGAAUUCAUCUUCAUUGAUGACAAGAACAUCCAAGAUGCGCUCAAGUGGAUGGCGGGAAACCAGCUCCCCAGUGGCUGCUAUGCCAACGUGGGAAGGCUCCUUCACACAGCUAUGAAGGGCGGUGUUGAUGAUGAGACCUCCUUGACUGCAUACAUCAUAGCUGCAUUGCUGGAAAUGGGAAAGACCACAGAUGACCCAAUGGUGAGUCAGGGUCUGCAGUGUCUCAAGAAUUCAGUUUCCUCCACUACCAACCUCUACACACAGGCCCUACUAGCUUACACUUUCUCUCUGGCUGGGGAAAUGGAGAUCAGAAACAUUCUUCUUGAAAAGUUAGAUCACCAGGCUAUUAUCUCAGGAGAGUCCAUUCACUGGAGCCAGAAACCUACUCCAUCAUCGAAUGCCAGCCCUUGGUCUGCGCCUCAGGCAUUGGAUGUGGAACUUACGGCGUAUGCAUUGUUGGCCUGGCUUAGCAAGUCCAGCCUAACUCAAAAGGAGAUUGCCAAGGCCACUGGCAUAGUGGCUUGGUUGACCAAGCAACGCAAUGCAUAUGGGGGCUUCUCUUCCACUCAGGAUACUGUAGUCGCUCUCCAAGCUCUUGCCAAAUAUGCCAGUACUGUCUCUAUAUCAUCUGGGAAAGUCAACCUGGCUGUAAAAUCCACUGAGAAUUUCCAGCGCACUUUCAACGUUCAUGCUGCCAACCGGCUGGUAUUACAGCAGGAGACUCUGCCCAAUAUCCCUGGAGUAUACACAUUGGAGGCCUCAGGCCAGGGCUGUGUCUACGUGCAGAUGGUGCUGAGAUACAAUAUUCUCCCUCCUAAAAAUGUGGAGACCUUUAAUCUUAGUGUGGAAAUGGGAAAAGCUAGAUGUGGGCAAUCUACUUCACCGCGAUCCUUGACUCUCACUAUUCACACAAGUUAUGUGGGGAGUCGCAGCUCUUCCAAUAUGGCCAUUGUGGAAGUGAAGAUGCUUUCCGGGUUCAGUCCUAUAGAGGGCACCAAUCAGUUAAUUCUCCAGCAACCCCUGGUGAAGAAGGUUGAAUCUGGAACUGACACACUUAACAUUUACUUGGAAGAGCUCAGUAAGAAGACUCAGACCUAUACCUUCACCAUCAGCCAAAGUGUAUUGGUCACCAACCUGAAACCAGCAACCAUCAAAGUCUAUGACUACUACCUACCAGAUGAACAGGCAACAAUUCAGUAUUCUGAUCCCUGUGAAUGAGGAUAGAAGUUGGAAAGAGACUAAAUUAAUCCUCUAUGACAUUACUGGACAGCAUUCUUCUGCCUCUUAAAGCAGAACUCAUUCAAUUAAAUAAUUUUAUUUCUUGAAUUGACUAAAAAGUAGAUGAAGAUGAACAUGCCUGAACCUCAGCUUCAUAGCUUCGUAGAUGCAUCGGUGCCAGAAUAAAGGGCUGGGGGAGAUGGGGUAGGAAUAAUACCAAACGAGGAAUUACAUGAGAAGGACCCUCGGGGAGGAUAGGAGGUGUAGCCAUUCUGUUUAGCCGUUUAGGGGACUCUGCAGAGAGGAGAUGGUGGUAGAGAGUGAUCCAGGGAAGAUAAGAAUGUCUUCCUGGAGAGUAAAUUUAACGGAAAAUGUAAAUUAGGGCUUUGGAUAUAGACUAAAAAAAAUAAAUUUUCUUUUCUUUGAAAAAAUCUG